CUGAGCGAAAGGACGAAGGGUUUUCGAGUUUGCGCAGUCGCCGCGUCGGCCGCGACCCUUCCGGCCUGAGCGGGGAGGGGGCGACGUUGAGAUGGGGGCGGCGGCUGCGGAAGCGGACCGAACUCUUUUUGUGGGCAACCUUGAAACUAAAGUGACUGAGGAACUGCUUUUCGAGCUGUUCCACCAGGCUGGGCCAGUAAUAAAGGUGAAAAUUCCAAAAGAUAAGGAUGGUAAACCAAAGCAAUUUGCGUUUGUGAAUUUUAAACAUGAAGUAUCUGUUCCUUAUGCAAUGAAUCUACUUAAUGGAAUCAAACUUUUUGGAAGGCCCAUCAAAAUUCAGUUUAGAUCAGGAAGUAGUCAUGCCUCACAGGAUGUCAGUUUAUCAUACCCCCAGCAUCAUGUUGGAAAUUCAAGUCCUACCUCCACAUCUCCUAGCAGCAGAUAUGAAAGGACUGGAGAUAACAUGACACCAUCAUCACAGAUAAUUCAGAGAUCAUUCUCUUCUCCAGAAAAUUACCAGAGACAAGCAGUGAUGAACAAUGUUUUAAGACAGAUGUCAUAUGUUGGGAAAUUUGGUUCUCCACAUGUGGAUCAAUCAGGAUUUUCACCAUCAGUUCAGUCCCAUAAUCAUACUUUUAACCAGUCUUCAAGCUCCCAGUGGCACCAGAAUACACCACCAUCACAGCGUAAAAUCAGACAGAAUUCUCAUCCCUACCUAGCAGAUAGACAUUAUAGCCGAGAACAGCGUUACACCGAUCAUGGGUCUGACCAUCAUUACAGAGGAAGCAGAGAAGAUUUCCACUAUGAAGAUAGGAAUCAUGAUGGCUGGAGCCAUGAUUAUGAUAACAGAAGGGACAGUAGUAGAGAUGGAAAAUGGCGCUCAUCUCGACACUAGCAAAUAUUAAAAGGACAUUGUUUUAUAGGGCCAUUUUAGGCUCUUUAGACUAAAUUGAGCUGAAAAUAUUUUGAAAAAUUGUACAGAAGAGCUUUUCCAGUUGCCACAAUUGUUUUUUUAAAAGUACAGCUGCAGUUUAAUACAGAAAUGAGAAGAAUUGUGGUUCCAGUCUUAUUUCAUUAACAACCGUUCACCUCAGGGCUUUGUGAAGAGGAAAGGGUUUUAUGCAAAAGAAAGUGCCACAGUUCCUAAUCAUCUAGACAGCUUCAGAAGGGUGGAUUGUAUAGCAGACAUGAUUUAAAAAAAUACAAUGUUUAGAUUUUGAAAAAAAAAAUUCAUAGUAAAAGACACAUCUUUAUAAUGCCGUAAUGGCAUUGUGUCUUUUACUGUAACAAAUUUUAAAAAUCUAAACAUUCCCAUAUACUUUGAUCAGACCUCAUACAUAGAUGGUUGUAUUAUAAAGCAAAUAUUUUAAGUUUUAGUACUGUAAGAAAUUCCGUGAUAAGUGAAUCCAGUUUUGGUGUAUAUAAUAGGAAGUCCAUAUUGAUAGCUAUCAGCUAAUCAGAUGGCUAUCUGUAUUUUGUUAAUAAAUUAGAAAAUACAGUUUUUGAGUGGUUAUUUUAAGUUUCAGAAAGUUAUUGGUUGUUAGAGGAUAAAUCAUUUUGGUUAAUUUAGAGAAUUUAAGUAUAAGUUCUGUGAGAUGUUCUUUGUAGCUUUACCCUGUACAAGUAUAAAUUUACAUAUGGUAUUUCAUCCUAAAAUUUUAGAAAUUUUUCAUUAAAUCAUGUUUGAUGUAUGACUGGUCACUCAGGAAGUUAAGUAUCUGUAUGUGAAGUAUCUGUAUGUGAAAUAUCUGUAUGUGUAUAUUUUUCCAUGGAAAAUUACAGUAUUAAUGUAAAUUUGGUUUUUCAGGAACAAAAAUAUCCAAUGCAUACUCAUAAAAUAGUAAAAUGUUUUACUGAAAGUAUUCUUUUUGGGAAAAAAGAUUCAUAAAGUUUUUAUGUGCUGCCUCUGUCACUCAAAUUUCAGAAAUUUUAACAUUUUCCAAGUGGCCAAAACCUAUACCAAGGACACAUUUUAUUAGAGAUUAUACAAGUUGAUUUUUGUUUCAACAUUGGAAAGAAUUUAAUGUAACAUUUUACUGCUUUUAAAAUUUUAAAACCUUAAAACUUUUUAUGUAUCAAUAUGCUAUUUCCCUUUCACUACAAAAUUGUUUAUAAAAUUCAUUCCUUGAAAAAUUUGGAUCCUUUUUAAAUACUAAUCUCAGCAUUUGUACUGUUACUUUUUAAUAUAUUAAAAACAUAAAAAGGAA
Heterocephalus glaber (naked mole-rat) is the source of this 2207-nucleotide messenger RNA. It is a transcript of the gene Rbm7, whose product is annotated as RNA binding motif protein 7. Gene Ontology annotation, cellular component: nucleus. NCBI's taxonomy places the organism in Eukaryota, Metazoa, Chordata, Mammalia, Rodentia, Bathyergidae. Gene Ontology annotation, molecular function: single-stranded RNA binding. Gene Ontology annotation, biological process: regulation of alternative mRNA splicing, via spliceosome. The record is from RefSeq and is a predicted model, not a curated record.